AUGGUUGCAAGAAGUGAGAAUCUUGAUCUGAGGGUGGAAAAUACAGAGAAGAAUAGCGAGAAACUUGAGAGGACGGUGGAAGAUACAACAAACUUUCUGACUCUGUUAUCAAGAGUUGGGGGAUACGGCGGAGGAGGCCGAGAGAGUCGUGUUUACAGAUGCAAAACUUGUAUGAAAGAGUUUUCAUCGUUCCAAUCUUUAGGAGGCCAUCGCGCAAGCCACAACAAACACGUUGACAACAGCAGCAGCGACGAACAGUUGUCGUCACUUUCUUCGGGAUCCAUCGCUAAGAAGAAGACCAAGAACACAAGGGAACAUCGUUGUACGAUAUGUGGCUUGGAGUUUCCGAUGGGACAGGCUCUUGGUGGUCACAUGAGGAAGCAUAGAAACGAGGAAGAAACUAGCGGCACGUUGGUCACACAAUCUUUUUUUCCUGAGGCGGCGACUACGACAUUGAAUAAAUCGAGUAGUGGGAAAAGUGUUGCUUGUUUGGACUUGGGGUCAGAUUCUAUGGAGAGUGGCAUCAAUUUGAACUUGGAGUUGGGAAGCAUCAUGUACUGA
Molecule: messenger RNA, 561 nt
Organism: Eruca vesicaria subsp. sativa (arugula)
Lineage: Eukaryota; Viridiplantae; Streptophyta; Magnoliopsida; Brassicales; Brassicaceae
Source: the annotation of a GenBank genome assembly